CUAAACGUCAUCUUCUUCUCCUCUGAACAAUAGUUUCCCUUCCGUUAAAAAACUUUCAUUUUAAUGGCUUUUUUCCUACUUAUGAGCAGAUAUACCCAUUAAUCCCCCCAUCCCUGUUCUUCUCUCACUCUCUCUCUCUACAACCCCUUUUCUUGAACUGUAAAAAGCUUCCAAAUUGUCACCACCGCAAAGAAUUAAGAAGAUGAUAUAAAGAAAAUUUUGUAUUUGAUUUGGAAAAGCGAUCUGCUUUCUUUGAAAAAUCCAUUAUUUUGCUUCAUAUUCCUCUUUCUUCGCUGAAAUUCUAGGGUUUUCCUUUCUUUCUGCGUUGAGAGGCGAUGGCUGCGGUGGCGGAGAGCGCGAUCGGCUCUGAAAACCAGUUGAUGCACUGCAACCCGGCGACUUCUGAAUCGGAAUCGGAGUAUCAGAAUGAUGUGAGGAAGCUGGUCGACCUUCUCUCUAAAUUGAAUCCAUCUGCGAAGGAGUUCGUUCCUUCUUGGAGAAAAUCGGAUGGCCGAUUAUCUGCAGACGCGCCGCUCUUCGUCGGUUCGCCGGAGUAUUAUAACAGUAGAAAUGAGUCCAAUUAUGGGAGUUGUAGUAAGGAUUGGAGCAGUGAUGGAUCGUCCAACAAUCAGCCGAUGAAUCGAAGGCGUUUUGGGCAGAGGAGGAAUGGUUAUAAUCAGGGGAGGAGGAGGAUAAGCGAUAGGGUUAGAAGAGCUGAAAGAGAGGAAAGCAUAAAGAGAACUGUUUAUGUUUCUGAUAUUGAUCAAAAUAUUACAGAAGAACAGCUUGCUGAAUUGUUUUCCUACUGUGGUCAAGUAGUUGACUGCCGGGUUUGCGGCGAUCCCCACUCGAUUCUCCGAUUUGCAUUUGUCGAGUUCGCCGAUGAGGAGGGUGCUGUGGUAGCCCUUAAUAUUGGGGGACUUCUGCUUGGUUACUAUCCUCUUAAAGUCUUACCUUCAAAGACUGCUAUUUUGCCUGUGAAUCCUAAGUUUCUACCAAAGUCCAAUGAUGAAAGAGAAAUGGUUGUGAGAACAGUCUACUGUACAAAUAUUGACAAGAAGGUUACACAAUCUGAAGUAAAACAGUUCUUUGAACAAGUUUGCGGCGAGGUUUCCCGUCUGCGUCUUCUCGGCGAUAACGUACACUCCACUAGGAUAGCAUUUGUUGAGUUUGUUCAGGCUUCGAGCGCCAUUUUGGCACUGAACUGCAGCGGCAUGUUCCUCGGAUCUCUUCAAAUCAGGAUUAGUCCGUCGAAGACGCCGGUGAGGCCGCGCAGCCCUCGAGCAGGAUCACACUAACGUGGUGGAUGAGGGGCGAAAACUAGAGCGAAUUCUGUUUGUUGCGAAGAGCUUGUGGAGUCAUAACUCAUCUUUGAGAGAAAUCAUGUUUGUUUUAUUCUUCAGAACAGGUUUAGAAGCUGUUAUAUCUUAGGAAAGAAUUUUCUCAUUGUCUUCAUCUUCUUCUCCUUUUGUUUAGGGUUUUUUAAAUGUUUGGGAGCCUUCAGAACUUAGGAAGAACUUGUCAGAACUUUAAUGGAGUUGAGUUAUGAUUA
Messenger RNA from Phalaenopsis equestris, 1552 nucleotides. Its product is annotated as polyadenylate-binding protein-interacting protein 9-like. Gene Ontology annotation, molecular function: RNA binding. The record is from RefSeq and is a predicted model, not a curated record. The transcript has 10 exons. Bases 336 to 1298 code for a protein of 320 amino acids. NCBI's taxonomy places the organism in Eukaryota, Viridiplantae, Streptophyta, Magnoliopsida, Asparagales, Orchidaceae.